AGGUAUUGUUCUAGGAAUUUCGAAGCAUGUCGAAUUUUCGAAUAACAAGAACAGCGCAAGUCAAAUAUGGCGGAUUCGCGGUCUCCAUGACAAUUCGAUCUGACUUGUUUUGAUUUUGGUCUGAUCGAGAUCACGAGGAGGGGAAAGAUCUCGUUUUUUGCAUGUGGUAUACUGUUCUUGAAAUAAUUUGGUAUUUUGCACUGGUGGCGGGAUUUCAUUUGACUAGGACCAUGCAAUUUCGGAAAUUAUAAUAUGAAUUACAGACCUCAGCUCGAUGAAUUAUAUAAAGCAAUCAGGUUGAUUUUCAUGAACACAGAUGAAUCUUCCGUAGAAGAAGAUUGAACUGGAAUAUCAACAACAAAGUAAGAGAACUCAGGGGUUACAAGUCGGCUGUUUCUGCCUAUCAAGAAGCUGGUUUCUAAUUUGUAUGCAGAAGAGAGCUCAAGACUUUACAUUCAAAUUCUUUCUGCCGCCGUUAAAGGAAAACUUUCUUGAUCGCGAGAAGAGAAUUAUACAAAGAAGAGAAUUAAACAAAAUGAGCAAUCCACUUGCCGCUGUCGAUAUCUGAAGGAAUGUCAUUCGAAGAAAUUAAGCUACAAAUCAGAGAAGUGCAAGCCUCAUCAAAAUCUCAUAUUACGACUUGGUUCUCCUUGAUUAUUUUCGUUGCAGAUCUUUCGAUUACAGAAAGGACUUUCUAGACAAUAAAGGAGGAAAAGAAGCUUUUUAUUUAGUUAUCGUAGAUUGUUUAAGCUGAGACAGAUAAGGCUUAUCCCCGCUGAACACUUAAGACAUUGGAGGAAUUCAACCAAUUUUGAAAAGUUUCUUGUGAAACUUUGAAAUACUCUACACCAAAAAGAUCUUUUGCUAAAUAAGAAAUAAACUUUUAGAUGCAUCAAAACAGUUUUACAAAUCAAGUAUGGCUUCGCCUGAGUACAGAAGGUGGGCUUCGGCAUCGCGUUACUGACCUGAACGAAGGCGAUCUGCCACCUAAGUCACCUGAAUUUUAUGAGAUGUUACCAUCAUUAAGGUCAUCGCCUAUUUCCUUACUACAAGCAAGGCAGGAAGACAACUCGGAUUCAUUUCAUGUUGUCCCUUCAGUUACGAACAAAAACACAGAGCCACUUAGUGUAACGGAUACAUACGAAACAUUUUUACGAAAUUUAGAAUACAGUGAUAAUCAAGAUUAUGGUAAUGAUUUUCUCCAUUCACCAGAAGAACUUCACUUGACACACCAAAUAGUUGGAGAAGGAGCUUGCCAUGAUUUGUGUGACGAUUUUCAGAUAUAUUUACAAAAUGAAACAUCCCCAACGCCAGUUGAAAACUUGUACAGUACGCUACCAACACAAGAAGCUGCAAGAACAUUUGAAUUUCCAAAUUUCGAUGAAAACCAGAGACUUGAAAAUAUGGAGGUUUCUCAAACUGGGCAAAAGAAGGUGAGUUAUACUAAAAAAUCACAAAGCUCGGCAACAAAUGAUGACUCGUCAAAACAUAGUGAAUUCCCUUACGAUUCUUUAAAAAUUAGGCAGCAACAAAGUUCUCGUAAGAGAAAAACUUCAGAAACAUAUGGAGAAAGAUCUAGAAAUAAGAAGACAGAUAUUGAAAGAACAAUUUCACGGACUAGUCGACCUUCGCAUAAUGAUAUCGAGCGACAGCGGAGAAACGACAUGAAAGCAAGAUUUGAUGCAUUGAAAGCCGCGAUACCUGACAUCGAGCGAAUGGAUCGUGCCCCGAAAAUCCAAAUUUUGUCAAAAGCGACUGACUAUAUAAUGAAACUUCACGCAGAAGAAACAACUUUGGAUAAUGAGAAACAAAAAGAAAGAAAAAGAAAUCGUUUGCUGUUAGACAAACUAGUUAAACUAACUCAAGUUGUAUGAAAAGUUUUCUUUCAAAUUAAGGCACGAGAAACUUAUUGAAUAUGCUGAUAAUGAAAGGCAUAAACAGAGUAAUCGCAACUCCUAGACAAUUUCAAUAUUUAUACAGAUGUUUGGCUUUAAAAAAUCAAAGUUUUCUUGAUAAUUAAGAAGACAAACAAAACUUAGAUAUAUAGUGGUUUCGUCGUGAAAGAAAAACAACUUUCUAGACAUGAGUCAAUUAUAUAAGAUGUUAUAUUCCCGUGGAUUCAAAACAAAGUAUGUAAACAAUUAAGCCUUGUUGCCUCUACUUGCAAUCUGAAGUCUUUACAAGGUUUGUCUAUAGCUUUGUGAAAUUUGCCAUUAAUUUGCGCUCAGUAGCUUUUUGCUAAAAAUUUGCUGGCUUCAUGACAUCAAAGAGAAACUGUAAAUACAUUAUUAGUUUGACUAAUUUAGUUUUUGUUGAUUUUGCUAUUUUUUAACUCUCGUAAACAGUUCAAGUUUACUGUAUUUAAAGAGAUUGUUUUAAUUGUAAUUUAGAAUAUCUAUUUUAAAGAUAUGUAUUUUCUGAUAAAGAAUUACUUAGAGCUAUAUUAAUGAUACAUAUGGAUAUCUAUUGAGAAUAUAUGCAUGAAAUUAAAGUUAAUAGUCUAUAAAAAUUUAUUUUCAUUUCUCGAUGUGACAUUCCCCUAAACGCAUUCACUGCCACCUUUUCUUUCUUCGCAUUUUGUGCUUAAAGAAAUGGCCUGGGUAAACAUUAUUCGACCCGCUAAUGCUUAACUAUUUGGCCUUCUCAAAAGACACCCUUAAACGUUUACUUAAGUACUUGACCGAAUUCCUUGUUAAAAAGUUCUAUCAACUUAAGGGUGUGGCUUUAAUCAUGGUGAAAUUGGAAACUUAGUCUUCGGGGAUAACCAUUAUAAAAAGGGAGAGUGUUAACAAGCACAAUGGGUAAAGACGAAACAUAAUGUGCUCCGACAAAGAAAAUACCGUUCUUUGACGUGGGGGCAGUCUAACAAAAGGCCUACCCUCUCGCUACUAAUGAUUAGCCCCUUUUUCUUGCACAAAUCUGCGAAUUGAACAAUAACAACCAUCAAUAAGUAUAGAUGUUUCGAUUAACGCGGGUCUUUGAAGAGAUGCAAAUAAAUUUCCAUAGAUAAAGAACUGUUUGUUUUUCUUUCUACUUGUGUUCGUUCACAAACGUCGCCAUCGAUUGGUCAAAACACAAGCCAAUCAAAAGUUGUUACCUUUAGGUUUUCGAAAAACGCCUGUGAUUGGCUAUUGUAUUGCUGAUCACGUGAAGUGUGUAUUGAUCACAUUAAAAAUCACAUGAAGCUCCAUAACUCUGAGCAAUACUGUUUGUUCUAUAUGGACUCGUGUUCUAUAUGUUCUAUAUUUCUUUCACCUUUUAAUCAUUAUCACUACAAAAUCAUAAUUUUGCGGUGGCACUUUCAUUAUUUUGAAAUUCUUUUCUUCAUAAUCCACAUUUGUGAAAAAAAUAAAUAGCAUAAUUUUCACGACUGACGGCAGACAUCGUGUGGAAAUUUUAGAGAAAGAGCCUAUUGCACGUGAGGCGUUUUGUGAUCUGUCAAUAUUAUAAGAAAAAAGUGAGUAGUCAAAACAUUGUGUAGACAUUGUGUGGUGAAAGAGCGUUGCCGAUUGGCCAACACAAGUCCAAGUAGCUAUUCUUUCUCUCGAGUUUUUUCGAUCUGAAUUUCAAAUUUAAUACUUUGAGGUGUCGGACGAAGAAUAUACUGAAGUUACAAGCGUCAUUUUCCGCUAUUUUUGUGCCAUUUUGAAAUUGUGCUAUAUCAGUGGCCUAUCUGGUUUUGUAACCUUCCCGGUGUAGGUCUAUGUUUUGAUUACU
This is a messenger RNA of Rhopilema esculentum, 3717 nucleotides long. RefSeq lists its product as uncharacterized. The record is from RefSeq and is a predicted model, not a curated record. Lineage: Eukaryota; Metazoa; Cnidaria; Scyphozoa; Rhizostomeae; Rhizostomatidae. Gene Ontology annotation, biological process: regulation of DNA-templated transcription. Gene Ontology annotation, molecular function: protein dimerization activity; DNA-binding transcription factor activity.